Pollicipes pollicipes is the source of this 607-nucleotide messenger RNA. RefSeq names its product follistatin-like. Gene Ontology annotation, molecular function: protein binding; collagen binding; calcium ion binding. Bases 1 to 582 code for a protein of 193 amino acids. Gene Ontology annotation, biological process: anatomical structure development. The transcript is spliced from 4 exons. The record is from RefSeq and is a predicted model, not a curated record. Lineage: Eukaryota; Metazoa; Arthropoda; Thecostraca; Pollicipedomorpha; Pollicipedidae.
AUGGGGUACCGGCCCCGCACCGGCGCCAGCCUAGAGUCCUGCGAUUCGAUCAAGUGCGCGAAUGCUGGCGAGCAGUGCGUUCUGGACCAAAACCGGCAGCCGCACUGCGUACGCUGCCUGCGCAAGUGCCACGACCGCAAGCCUAACCCCGUCUGCGGCGUCAACGGCGUCACCUACACCAGCCGCUGUCACGCUCGUCAGGCGGCCUGCCUGCUGGGCGAGGCCAUCCCAACGGCCUAUCGGGGCCCCUGCCGGCCCGGCCUGACCUGCGAGAGGUUACGCUGCAAGUCAGGUCAACGUUGCCUGCUGAGCCCGGAGGGCGGCCGCCCGCGCUGCACCAGCUGUCGGCUGCGCUGCCGGCGCCAGGGCGGCACCAAACAGCUGCAGGUCUGCGGCUCCAACCACCUCACCUACCGCUCCUGGUGCCACAUGAUGAAGGACGCUUGCGCCACGGGCCUGGUCAUCGACGUGCUGCACGCCGGCAGCUGCUACCCCCGGCGCUACGCGACGGACUCAGCCGGCCACAACGCGACGGCGCCGUUCGCCGACUUCCCGUUCCUGCUGUCGCACCAGCUGGACUGAAAGGGGCUGUCCCAGCCAGCCCUGG